AUGUCCACUUCUUCUAUUUCAAUGAAUAAUACAAUUGAAGAAAAUCCAUACCACUUGCAGAGUGGUGAUUCUCCAGGUAUAAUGCUAGUUUCAAAUGUCCUCACUGGGGAGAAUUAUCAUACAUGGAGCAGAUCCAUGAUGAUGGCUUUGAAGGCAAAGAAUAAAAUUGGGUUUGUGAAUGGUACAAUAACUCAACCAUCAACAGCAGAUGCUUCAAUUGCUUUAUGGGAAAGAUGCAAUAAUAUGGUGUCUUCUUGGAUCAUCAGCUCAGUGUCAAGAGAAAUUGGAGCCAGCAUCAUUUGCUCCAGAACAGCCAAAGAUAUGUGGCAAGAUCUCAAGAACAGAUUUACACAGGGAAAUGGGCCAAGAAUUUUCCAACUUCAGAAAGAUUUAUCAAUACUAACUCAAGAAGAUAUGUCGGUAAGAGAUUACUAUACAAAAUUCAAGUUUUUAUGGGAUGAAUUGGCUGAUUAUAAUCAAAUUCCCACUUGUUCUUGUGGUGUAUUAAGAACCUAUGCUUGUGAUGCUAUUCGGGAGUUUUUGAAAUAUCAAGAUAAACAACAUGUUAUUCAGUUCUUGAUGGGAUUGAAUGAAGUUUUUUCUCAUGUUAGAGGGCAGAUUUUGAUGAUGGAACCUUUACCAGGAAUAGACAAAGUUUUUUCCUUAAUGGUUCAAGAAGAGAAACAAAGAGAAAUCAGCAAAACUGGAGUAAUUGACAGUGUUGCUUUCAUGAGUAAAAUGCAAGAAGCAAAUUCAUCAGGUUACAAAUUUGUUCCUGGAAAUUAG
Molecule: messenger RNA, 786 nt
Organism: Malania oleifera
Lineage: Eukaryota; Viridiplantae; Streptophyta; Magnoliopsida; Santalales; Ximeniaceae
Exons: 1
Coding region: 1-786 (261 amino acids)
Source: RefSeq, a predicted model, not a curated record